GAGGGAUUUAUACGAGACCACCUGUGUGAUUUUGUGCUAUUACUGCUUAGCUGCUUACAACAAAUGCAACAUAUUAUACCUCGUCCUGCUACCUUUAGAAUUCGUGCUGUCUACGUUUGAUCUUACGAUUAGCGGUACUUCUUGUCGCACUACAGUAAAGUUUUCAGGGUCAAAAGCAGAUCUUAAAGCGUGCUACUUAGCCUUUUCCGUAUUUCGUCAGCAGAUAGAGAUACGUUCUUGUGAUCAGAAGUUCACUGUGCCUUUACGGACAAAAACAAAAUGCCGUCUCCAAAGAGCAACUUCCAAAGGCUGCAACGCCGCAGCAGCGUUGGUGAAGCUAUUGAUGAGAAUUCUAACGGUAAAGUUAUGGUUGGUCAGGCUGGUUUGGUCCUCACGCAGAAUAUGGCUGAGCUUGCCGAAUUUCCGCAGGGCGCUGCUGCCAAAGUAUUUUUAAUACCAUUUUCUCGUAGUAUCCAAAAUUAUAUCUAUCGGCUACGAAUAUGAAUAAAGGCGAUAAACACUGAACCUUUGAAGGGUUGUGGUGACGUGGUUACUGUCGUGUCGCUUCAGCGGUGAUUUUCUUGUCGCUUCAGCGGUGACUUUCUUGUCGCUUCAGCGGUGACUUUCUUGUCGCUUAAGUGGUGACUUUUUGUGGCACUUAAGCAGUGACUUCUUGUGGCACUUAAGUGGUGACGUUUUGUGGCGGCACUUAAGCAGUGACUUCUUGUGGCACUUAAGUCGUGAGUUUUUGUGGCGCUUAAGUGGUGACUUUUUGUAGCGCUUAAGUGCGGCCCGUCCUUCGCGCAGGGAGUAUAUUCUUCCCCUUUAAUUGAUACCCGCUUCCUCGCUUAAGCGAUACCUCCCUUCUCGCCUAACUGAUACCCCCGUCCCCGCGUAACUGAUACCCCCUUCCUGGCUUAGGGGUUAUCUCGUUCCUCGCUCAAGCAACAUCUCCUUCCUCGUUUAACUGAUACCCCCUUCCUCGCUUAAGCGAUACCUCCUUCCUCGCUUGUAAGCACUUGUGACGGCUUUGCUUCUUCACUACACAGGAUGGGCCAAUGCGACGGGUGAAAAUGAUUUGCACUAUGGGUCCGAAGUGUUGGGACGUGCCUGUACUGGUAAAACUGAUCGAUGAGGGACUGAACGUGGCUCGUUUGAACUUCAGCCAUGGCGAUCAUAAGGCGCAUGGGCAAACGGUAGCCAAUAUUCGAGAGGCAGCCAAGCAGCGACCGGACAAGUACGUUGCGAUCUUGUUGGACACGAAGGGGCCAGAGAUUCGCACUGGGUAAGGAGUGAUUGGCGUUUUAGAAAUAUUUAUUGAGGCAACUUUUGUUCACGAAUGGUAGAGCGAACAUGGUAUAACGUCCACCGCGCACCUGAGUACUUCGUGCACUGAUAAAGAAGAGUGUUGUUCAAAUUUGCUCAUCCACAACCCAGUUUCCUGAAGGAGAAAAGCGGAAUCAAUUUGGUAGCCGGCAACUCAAUAAUUUUGGAUACGUCGGAAGACUAUGAUACGUUUCAGGGCGACGAAACGAAGAUCGCUAUCACCUACAAAGCCUUGACUACAAGCGUGAAGCCAGGCAAUAUCAUCUUGUGCGCGGACGGCGUUAUCAACCUGAAAGUAGAGGAGAUUCUUGCGACCGGCGUGAAGGUUCAUUUUCAGAACUUCUUUAAGAUUUAUGAAGCAAUAGGAAAAUUUUCUAGAUCUAGUUCUACAUGAUGCACAUGUGAUGAAAAGCGUAUCAACCUUGCAGUAAUAUCGUUGAAGACCGUUUCUAUCCCUAAUCCUUCCAUUCUUACAUUAUCGAAUCCAACACACCAAAUCCGCCACAAUUACAACUUCAGUGCACGAUAUUGAACAACGCGAAGCUCGGAGAGAGAAAAAAUAUGAAUCUGCCUGGAGUGUACGUCGACUUGCCGGUCCUGCAGGAUAAAGAUAAAGAAGAUAUCUUGAAAUUUGGCAUCCCGAAUGGUGUCGAUUUCAUUGCUGCUAGGUACUCGAUAGUUGUUUUUGUCUUCUUUUCGUAGUGGAUUCUGGCGAUUUAUCUUAGUUCACUUUUGCAGUACUACCGGCUCUGAUGAAGAAAGACGAAAAAAAUAGAGACGGCACUAGUAGACUUUUUCAUUUAUCACUUAUGCCUCUCCUUCUUUUUUGAAAAUGUUCGUUAUGUAACUACAACUAUAAUCAGUUUCGUGCAGAACCUGGGCGACGUGCAGAUGAUUCGCGAGACGCUGGGCCUGCGAGGACGAGGAAUUAAGAUUAUUUCGAAAAUUGAAAAUGAAGAGGGUCUUCGCAACUUUGACGAAAUUCUGAAAGCUUCGGACGCAAUCAUGGUAGCACGAGGCGAUCUUGGUAUGGAAAUUCCUCCAGAGAAGGUCUUCAUCGCUCAGAAAAUGAUGAUCGCAAAGUGUAACCUAGCUGGAAAGCCUGUCAUCACCGCUACGCAGAUGAUGGAGUCGUGCAUUGUGAAUCCCAGGUACUAUGUCAACAAUUUCCAUUAAAGGAAAAAAGUGGGUUUUUUAGUGUUGAAAACACGAGACUGUGAUUCUCAGACAAAUAAUUCUUCGUCAGUAGCAUGGAGUAGUUUUAUGUGGAGUAGUUAUAUCUGAUGUAGUUUCGCAUCACAAUGUAAUUCUUCAUACAAGUAGCAAGGCUUUCCCAAAACCAACCCAACCCUUUACAGACCGACACGCGCGGAAGCAUCAGAUGUAGCAAAUUCCGUAUUGGAUGGUACCGAUUGUGUCAUGUUGAGUGGGGAAACUGCAAAUGGUGCCUUCCCGGUUCAAACGGUCCAUACUAUGCGUCGAAUCUGUGAGGAAGCCGAGAACGCAAUCGACUACGGGCAGCUGUUUCUUUCUAUCAAACAACAGACGCUCGCAGGCGGUAUUUAUUUCUCUAUUUCUAAAUUCCUAUUCCUGAAAAAGUGUAUACGUCUGCGAAUAGUGUGCUUGUUCCUACAAAAAUUUAUGUGGGCAGGGCGUUAAUCAAAGUUUCUAGUGAAAAGUGCGGAUAGGGAUACAAUCAAGACGUCGUCGCAGUAAGGUCUUCCAAUCAACAUAAAAACUGACUUAUAUCUACCAGGUUUCAGGACGAUAGAUUAUGUUGAAGCUGUCUGCAGUAGCGCAGUUCGUACGGCAUUGGAUAUGUCUGCACCGCUCAUCAUCGCCCUCACAGAAACGGGACAGACUGCUCGCCUCUUGGCAAAAUUUAUGAAAUCGAAAAAGAUGAAAUACCUUCUACACGAGCUAAAAGUAGGACAUCGGAUUAAUCAACUAUACCUCAUGUAAGCGAUCAAUCUAGCAAUCCAAUCCCUGAGUAUGAUGGUGUUGAUGAGCACCAAGACCCUGGAACCUCUGAACAGGAAGAUCGUCAGGAUAUAUAAGGCUCAAGGAUCGCGAUAAGGCUCCAAGAUCCCAGGCAAAUGAAUCCCAUGAAACCGAUGACACCAAUAAAAUCCCCGACGCAGCUCCCCCCUAAGUUCAUGCAUAUCCCGCACCAAAAACCUGGAACUAGUUGAUUUGUAUGAACCUCAAGACCUUACAGGCUUAGGGGUUUAAGCUUUUGCAUUUGUAUAACAUUCCGAUUAGGAUCGACGCGGAGCAGCAUCCAAAUCGCUGCCUUAUUGUGUUCGUAUUCUAGUACUUCAAUUGAUCAAGUAGCACGCGUGUGCAGGUUGGUCACUAUGGCCAACUACAUCUUGCUCCCUCCUCUAUCAUCAUCUUGUAAAGGAUCCUGAGUUUGAUAUCUCUCUUCAUAUUGGACCGUCCGAUGCAAGCGAUUCUUGCCGUGACAGCGAGUGAGAUCACGGCACGCCAGUUGCAGAUUGUCCGUGGGGUGCACGUUAUGCUAACCGCAUCCUUUCUUAUGGCUCACGAUGGUAAGUCAUGUCGACCGAUAACUUCUCUUUCUGUGCCCUUCUUGGAAACAUUCAUAGGAGAAAAGGGAAUCACGUAAGAAAUGACUUGUCGCGCGCUCCUCUAAUUUUCAGGGCACUGACAGUGUGCUGCGAAAAGCCAUCGAUAUGGCAAAAGAGUUGGACCUAGUGCAUUCCGGCGAUCAGAUCGUGGCAAUCCACGGACAGAAGGAAGAGUGCGCGGGACAGACAAACCUCCUCAAGGUUGUCCCCGUCUCCUAAUCUUGUUGGGCAAGCGAAGAAGACUUCAAAGAGGAAUCACGAUCAAGCGAUGAGGACUUCCGAUAAAUGAGGAGGAGGGAUCUGAAAAGGCUCUUCUGAGGUGACUUUGCCAGUGCUCGUGUGAGGUGAAUUUGGAACUUCAGAUGGGUACACCCCUAGGAGGUAGAAGAUGGACCUGAUUAAUACUGUCUGGCAGAAAUGAAAUGGUAGUAGAAAAAGUAGUAUCAAAUUUAUUUGACAUGGUCACAUGGAUUGUUGGCGGACGCUUUUCAUCAGCAGGAGGGCUCUUAUUCAGCAACUGUUGUAUUAGCAUUGCAGUAUCUACGAUAAGCCAGUGAGAGGCUACGGUUUAGUUUUCUAGUUCAGGCGAAAAAAGUAGCCUUAGCGACUUCUGAAAUAAGUACCAUAAAGGUUGCAUAUGGAUUCCAGAAUAUGUGCUAAAAAGCACAUGAAUAACUUCCUUUCCCAAUUUUGUUACCUGCCCACGAACGAGAUGUACACGUUGGCGCGUCAUCUUACAUGAAUACUUCGAAUCCCUACGAGGCAGACACACACAACAUAAAGAAACUAAAAGAGCGAUGUAAUAAUUUUCAAAGUGAAGAAUUAUUCUAUACAUAGCACGUAAAAUACCUAUACGUAUAAAUACCCCCUGAUUACAAUGGACGUCCGUCUCAUGUAGGUGAUCGCGUCAGAGGCGAUCAAUGGUCCGUAUCAUCUUCCGAAAUCUAAACAUAGGCAUACAAUUCGGGCUCCGCGAUCGAGCAAAAUACUUUCUUGUGCCACGGUUAUGCGAAGAUUUAUCUCGAGCGUCGCUGUGCGCAUGAGACCUACACACGUACUCGCACUAUCGCGUUGAGGUCCCAAGAUUUUAGCGCUGGUAGUAUCAUUUUCCUGGAACUUUUCCGUCAGGCAGCUUUUCACAUGACACGGAAGCAUAAAGAGUCUAUUGAACAUGCCGGCGGUCCCGCUUGCAUUUUGCGUAUGUUGUUUUUACUCACAGAACAUGAUGUCACAGACAAUUGACGCCUGCAGAUCUUUGCGGGACGGGACAUUUUUCCAAAAAUACUCUUGGUCCAAAAAUAGCAAAGAACGUUCGACUAUUCAGUCGUUUGUAUAAGUUUGAAUUCCGGAUGACGACCUUCCACAUGUGCCACAGAGGAGCACAAAGUUCCGCCUGCCGCCGGUUUGCG
Messenger RNA from Amoebophrya sp. A25, 5326 nucleotides. The record is from the annotation of a GenBank genome assembly. Lineage: Eukaryota; Dinophyceae; Syndiniales; Amoebophryaceae.